This is a messenger RNA of Geodia barretti, 3018 nucleotides long. NCBI's taxonomy places the organism in Eukaryota, Metazoa, Porifera, Demospongiae, Tetractinellida, Geodiidae. The record is from the annotation of a GenBank genome assembly.
AUGUCGGCUGUAUUUCCACCAGAGAAGACAUUUGACGAGGAGAGUGGUGCUCAGAAUGACCUCACCACUGACGAGGAAGACUCCGGGGAUUAUUACCCUCGGCGGCCACCUGCUAAAGAUCGUGGUCCCGACUGUGGCAACCUUCUGGGAAAUGAGAUUGAUGUAAAGCCAGUGAGUCACUCACAAGCAACGUCUUCUACUACAGCAGCAAUGUCCUCCACGCCUUUUGCUCCAUCACCUUACGCUCACCCUUCCUCUGCCACACUGCCUCACAAUGUCACACCACUCACGCCCUCACCUCCUCACCCUGUUCACUCCAUCACCCAAGUCAGUCCCCUCCCCAUCCCCUCACCACCCCUCAACAUUGCCAUCGAUGAAAGACACCCAGCCUCCCUCCCCCAACCCCUCCCUCAAUCAGCUCCACUAGCUCCCUUUGCCCCUGCUUGUUCAGCCUCGUCAGGUAAAGAAGAAGAGAUUGACCGACGUCUGUUGAGUCUCACUCCUAGCCCUGACCCAAUACCCAAUGCUCCACCAAAGAAACUGCCAACGCUAGUACUAAAGAUCCAACAUCCAAUUAAAGCUGUUGCACCAUCCAGUAGUGGGAGGGAUGCCGUUUCUUCUCAAAGUAGCUCUGGAUUCCAGAGCCCUAGGUCGUUAUCGCCAACUCCACAGGGGCCUCCCCCAAUUAUGGCGGCAGCGACAAAGCCACCCAAACUAGACCCGCACCCGGAUGAGGAGAGCAGCGAAGGUGGGAAACAGCAUACCACCACUAAAGAAACAGAUGGAAAGUCAUUACGUGGUUCAGAGAUGAGAAGAACCCCAAAGACAGUAUUCUCUGGCUCGCCACCCACCACUCGCUCCAGGCCGACGGCCUCGUCAAAGCUUCCCACAGACUCUGCGGCACCCACGUCUCUGCCUAGGAAGAAGACACAACCUGUGACAUCGUCAAAACCAAGAGCUCCCACUUCUGCUCCAACCAAAACUGUUUCUCCAAAAGUGGGGUCCAAAUUAGCAAAGGUCCCUUCGAAACCACCAUCCUCAGCAUCACCCAGAGUUACCAAGAAGACUACCUCCACACAAUCCGGUAACCCUAGAGAAACAGGUCCACUGGCCAUGAGGGUAAAGAAACCUCAGCCACUCACAGCCAAAUCAUCUUCUCACACAUCAACCAAACCAUCCAGCCACACUACAAAGAAGUCUUCCCCACUUCAACCUGCCCAGCUUUCUAAUAAAGUCGAGCCGGUCUACUUCCCGUCACCCCACAAGCAAGCCGUCAUCCACACACCCAACGAGCAAGCCAUCUUCUGUCCAUGCAUCCAGCAAGACCAGAGUAACUAGAACUGCUGGGACAGCAGGCCCAACACAGACAGCAGUCCCCUCAGCAGCUAUUCUAGCUUCAAGAGGUCUACACAAGAGUAAGACAGGGAAGAUUGGUGUAUCCAAAUCUUCACUCCCAGAUGAGGAACAACUAAGUACUGGAUCAAUGCCUUCCAUUGCUCAGGAACAGGUCGGUGGAUCUCACGCAACAUCCCCUGCCAGUAGUGGGAGAUACAGCGAUGUAAUGGUGGGAGGACCCGGCACGAGAUUGGGCGACGUCAUCAGUUUUCCAGACACAGUCAUUCGCGACCCGGAGAAACGUGUCCAUUGCUUAAAGCUCUGACCCACCGUAUUCAAAAGUGGAAGAUGUUUGGUCGCUAUCUGGGACUGAGCGAUCAGGAACUGGAUGACAUUGAGAAGACUAACCACUUCACGACCGAGCGCUGUUUCAAGAUGCUGGUGACGUGGGGGAGGAACUCCAAUGGAGGAAAGUACUCUGAGCUCGAGGCAGGCAUUCACAAUAUCAUGAGAGAAGAUCUGGUUGAAGAUGUGAGACCCUUACUGCCUUUGGAACAAACUGAGCACUACGGUGAGGAAGAAGAAGAGAAUGUACUGAGAUUUACUCGUUUCAGCGUGCAGGGUGACUCGCAAAACUUCGAUAGACUCGCCAAAUCUGUGACUAAGUUUCUAAGGGGUACACAUGGCAACCACAAGAAAAUAUUGUUUCGGCUCUCACAUGAAAACUGAGCUCCCCACUAGAAAUCUAUCUGCCUCCCCCCUCCAACUCAGACUGUGACCUGACAGUAGUUCAGGAACUCUGUUUCGCUGCACAGUGUCGUAGUGUGUCCACUGUUGAUCUGGUGUUCGAAGUUGAAAGUUGAUUUGUACUCACCUGUAUAUGUAUGAAUUUUGUAUUGUUUAUACCUUCAGUAUUAUUAUGCACUGGCUGUAUAAUACAUAAUAGGUCUGUAAUCGCUUAUGACGCCGGAAGUCCAGCUGGUUAAUUUCCGUCUACCACCCACGCGCGAUCAUAAUAGCAAUGCGCAGAAGCCUAGCUAGCUGGGAUAAAGACCGAGACUGCGGACUGCAUUAUUUGUGUUAGAUAAUCUCCGAAGCAGGGACGAUCAUUAUACAUGGCGAUCUGGGCUGCUGUCUGCGGCACUCUCCUUACUCUCCUCAUCUCCUGCCACUUCGGUUGCUCCCUGUCGGAGCCUUCCGUUUUUGUGAUCAACGACGUGGCCUACCCCGCCGGCCCAGAGUUCGUGGCAGUGUACGUCGUCGGCGAAUUCGACGGGUCUACGCUCAAUAUUGAGUGCAGAUACAACUCCAGCACCUCCACAGCAAGCUGGGAGUUGGUCAGAAGUGAUUACGAUGGUUUCGGUGUCAACACCGGUCCUGCUCCUGUGGAGCCAGUGACAUUAGUGAUAGAUGCUCCAGGUGCGCUGACGGAGUGGGCUGCGAACGGGACUACCCUGUCCUUCUUUGAAAUUAGCCCGCAGUUGGAAGGUCUUUAUCAGUGCACUGCUGCAGGAGUCAAUCUUCGGAUUCUGCUCACUGGCGACAACCCCUACCUGGAGGCGACUGACGCAUUCAUCACAACCAGAUUGGUGGACACUCUGUCCCUGCCACUGGUCAAUCGCUAUGCUGACCCAGAGCUGAUGAUGAACCUUCCUCCACCAGUGGAGAAUGUAAUGGUGACAG